GACAGAGUGGUUACCACCAUCCUCGGCUUCUCUGCCGCGCCAUCUCCACCGUCCGCCGUCAAUCCCCACCGCGCCACAGCCGCCGCCCACAUGGCCGCGGCCGGCGCCUUCUCCCCCCUCUCCGGCACCCUCCUCCGCCGCCGCAUACCCCUCCACCAUCACCGCCGCUUCCUCUCCAUUGCAGCCGCUGCCUCGGAAGCCCCCGCGCCUGCCCCCGCCCCGUCCCAGCCGCCGCCGCCGCCGCCGCGUCCUCGCGGGAAGGGGUACUUCCCCAAGAAGAACGAGAUCCUCGAGCUGACAUGCGAGGGGCUCGCCUUCAAGGGGAAGGGCGUCUGCAAGGUCGACGGCUCCUCCUUCGUCCUGCUCUGCGACGGCGCUCUCCCCGGCGAGCGCCUCGUGGCUCGCGUCCGUCGCCUCCGCCGCGGCGCCUUCGCCGAGGCCUCCAAGCUAAAGACCCUCUCGCCCCACCACGACGCCGUCGAGGCCCCCUGCCCCCUCGCCGCCGACUGCGGCGGCUGCAAGAGCCAGUCCCUCGCCUACUCUGCGCAAAUCCACCACAAGUACGUCCAGGUCCGCGACUUGCUGGUAAAUUUCGGCAAGUUUGACCCCAGAAAGCUGGAGAGCUCGGAUUCAGAUGCCAUCCUUAAGCCCAUCGUGCCGUGCGAUGAGAUAUUUCGAUACAGGAACAAGAUGGAGUUCUCGUUUGGGACGAAGAGGUGGAUGAAAAGGGAGUGGAAGGAGGAGAAAGAGGAGGUGUCUAAGGGGGAAGAGGUGGAGACUGAUGGUUAUUCACUUGGACUCCAUGCACCAGGGUUCUUUGACAAGGUGCUUCAUGUUGAGACGUGCUUGCUGCAUAGUGAGCCGGCAGAUCAGGUUCUUGCAGUUGUUCAAGGAAGUUGGACGGAUCCGGCUCUUGGCCUCACGCCUUACGAUGUCUACAAGCACACUGGGUUUCUCAAGCAUCUAAUGAUACGAACUGGAAGAAAUGUCAGCACUGGAGCUCCAGAAUUGAUGGUCAAUUUUGUGACAUCAUGUUAUAAACCUGAGCUACUGGUGCCUCUUGUGGAUAGAAUCACAAAAAUAUCUGAAGUGGUAAGUGUCGUAAAUAAUGUGAAUACAUCUGUUGGCAAUACAUCCGUGGGUGAGCAAGAAUAUACCUUGUACGGGAAACCGACCAUUACAGAGAUGUUGAGAGGACUUACAUUCCAGAUAUCUGCCAACUCCUUUUUCCAGACUAAUACAAAACAGGCUGAUGUUCUUUAUAAGCUUAUUGAAGAUUCUGCUGGGCUUAAAGGAGAUGGCUCUGAGAUUGUUCUUGACUUGUUUUGUGGAACUGGAACCAUUGGGCUGACUCUUGCUAGAAGUGCAAAGCAUGUUUAUGGAUAUGAAGUUGUCCCUGAAGCCAUCGCGGAUGCCCAAAAGAAUGCUCAGUUGAAUGGUAUUAGUAAUGCUACAUUUGUUCAGGGAGACCUUAACAAAAUCAGCGAAACAUUUGGCAAGGAAUUUCCAAAGCCUGACAUAAUCAUAUCAGAUCCUAAUCGGCCAGGGAUGCACAUGAAGUUAAUCAAGUGGCUGCUAGAAGUCAAAGCCCCUCGAAUAGUGUACGUCUCUUGUAAUCCAGCUACUUGUGCACGGGAUUUGGACUACCUAUGUCAUGGCGUGGAAGAGAAAGGCCUGAGUGGGUGCUACGAGCUGAAGCGUGUAAUACCUGUCGAUAUGUUUCCCCACACUCCUCAUAUUGAGUGUGUGUGCUUAUUGGAGCUGUGCUGAUUUUCAGUUCUGUUCAGCUAGAGCCACCAGAAGGUUUUCAUUUGCUUCCUUAUCCUGCAUAAUAACUUAUUCUUCUGCUCUUAUAAGGUGUAACCAUCCUUCUACUUGUGGUUCAGAGAUUCAUAUUCUGAAAUGGGGUACACCUAUUUUUGAUGUAGAGUAUAAUAUCCACGCGGCAUAUCAUACACGGUGGUUUACUGAAGCCAUUUUGAAGUUAACCAGACGUGCUGAUUGCUGAAUGUAUUGUUCGGUUAGCAUAUCUCAAGCAGAAGGGGCCCUGGAACUAUGAGCGCCCUACAGAAGGACUCUGGGAAAAUCUUCGACAGUUGUCGAGGUUCUGUUCAUUGUUGCAGGCAGGGAUGCAUUAUGUAAACAGUAAGAAAAAAAAUGGAUGAAUUUGUCUGAUCUCUUCAUGAUGGUGUCUAAAUUUGCUUCCGGGACAUCGUUGACUCCUCUCAUAGCUGAUGCUGAAUCGUGACUCGUUCUCUGUUUAAUUGAAUUUUGGUUUGUGGUUGGCA
Triticum aestivum (bread wheat) is the source of this 2288-nucleotide messenger RNA. RefSeq lists its product as uncharacterized. Gene Ontology annotation, molecular function: RNA methyltransferase activity. Gene Ontology annotation, biological process: RNA processing. NCBI's taxonomy places the organism in Eukaryota, Viridiplantae, Streptophyta, Magnoliopsida, Poales, Poaceae. The transcript has 10 exons. The record is from RefSeq and is a predicted model, not a curated record. Bases 91 to 1770 code for a protein of 559 amino acids.